AUGAUAUUAAAAAACAAAUACGUGCUGCUGUACAAGAAGGUAAAUCCUGCUGCUGUUGCUUCUGCUGCUGCUGCCGCUGCAGCUCCUUUUCCUGGGGCUGUAGCAGCUGCUGCUGGGACUCAUGCCGCUGCUGCGGUUGCUGCUGCUUCUGCUGCUGCUCCGGCUCUUGCCGGUGCAGCACUGAGUGAGAAGACGGUGACGAAGACUGUCAGAUUCGCCGGACGCGAAUUCCAGAUUGAAGAGAAGGUCUCUGCUGAGCGGUUUGCUGCUCUUGCGAAGCAGCAGCAAAAGAAUGUAGAAGUGAGAGGGAACCUACAGGCACUCGAUGCCCUAGACAAAGCCCUUACGAACGCAACGACUAUAAAUUCUGUGCAGAAGUCUCGUGCGGAUUGGAGUCAAUUUAAGGAGAAGGCCGGCAUUGAAGACGAACUCAAAAGAGGCAAAGGGUGGGUAGCAGCAGCAGCAGCAGCAACAGCAGCAGCAGCAGCAACAGCAGCAGCAGCAGCAACAGCAGCAGCAGCAGCAGCAGUUUGCCGCUUGCAGCUGGUUGCUUACACAUCCCAGUACACCGCCAUAUAUUUAUUAUAA
Molecule: messenger RNA, 588 nt
Organism: Eimeria acervulina
Lineage: Eukaryota; Apicomplexa; Conoidasida; Eucoccidiorida; Eimeriidae
Exons: 5
Coding region: 1-588 (195 amino acids)
Source: RefSeq, a predicted model, not a curated record